AUGAUUGGGUCUUCAGUACCGUUUGAAGCCCAGCGUAAACAUGAACAUGAACAACAUACACAUUCUCCAUCCUCAAACCAACCAAGUUCCACACCUUUGAUACAACAAGAUGAAGAAGUGCUAAGCCCGAUAAUACAUUGUAUGCUUGCUGGUGGUCUUGGUGGUGCUAUUGGAGAUUCCGUUAUGCAUUCUUUAGAUACCGUCAAGACUCGUCAACAAGGUUCUCCAACAACUACAAAAUACAAAAAUAUGAUCAAGGCUUACAGAACCAUAAUGGUGGAAGAAGGUAUAAGAAGAGGAUUAUAUGGAGGUUAUGGAGCAGCGAUGCUUGGUUCAUUUCCUAGCACUGCCAUUUUCUUUGCAACUUAUGAAUUUACAAAGAGAACAAUGAUUCAAGAUUUACAAAUUAAUGAUACUUUAUCUCAUUUAACUGCAGGGUUUUUAGGUGAUUUUGCAUCAAGUUUUAUUUAUGUCCCUAGUGAAGUUUUGAAAACAAGAUUACAAUUACAAGGACGUUUCAAUAAUCCAUAUUUCCAAUCAGGUUAUAAUUAUAAGGGUCUUUUCGAUGCUAUAAAGACUUUAAUUUCACAAGAAGGUCCACAAACUUUGUUUUUUGGUUACAAAGCUACAUUAUGCAGAGAUUUACCAUUUUCAGCCUUACAAUUUGCAUUUUAUGAAAAAUUUAGACAAUAUGCAUUCCUUUCAAGAGGAUUAGAUUACAAGAAAGAUGAUUUAACUAUUGACCUUGAAUUAUCAACAGGUGCAGCAGCCGGUGGGUUAGCUGGUACUUUAACUACACCAUUAGAUGUCAUCAAAACUAGAAUACAGACCCAAAACCCUUCCUCAAUACCUCCUCCAUCAUCUUCACAUACUACUUCCCCUUCAUCCAAUGUUCAUUCAAAAGUUAAAAAUCCUACAACCAUAAAUACCAAAAACUAUACAAUCCCAUCAACUGCACAACCAGCAAUUCUAAACACUUCAUCAAUUUUCAGAGGUUUAUUCAUAGUUUACAAAACAGAAGGGAUUGUUGGUUUAUUUAGUGGUGUUGGUCCAAGAUUUGUAUGGACAAGUGUUCAGAGUAGUAUAAUGUUACUACUAUAUCAAGUUGCAUUAAAAACAUUAGAUAACGCUCUACUGAGUGACAAUAAAUUUGAAUAG
Messenger RNA from Hansenula anomala, 1158 nucleotides. RefSeq names its product Mme1p (gene MME1). The transcript has a single exon. Gene Ontology annotation, biological process: magnesium ion export from mitochondrion. Lineage: Eukaryota; Fungi; Ascomycota; Saccharomycetes; Phaffomycetales; Wickerhamomycetaceae. The record is from RefSeq and is a predicted model, not a curated record. Gene Ontology annotation, molecular function: magnesium ion transmembrane transporter activity. The coding region runs from base 1 to 1158 and encodes 385 amino acids.